AUGAAGAGUUCUUUUCUGUUUUCUGAGUGCCCUUUUCUUCCGCGGCCCCGAGGGAGAAAGGAUAAUGGCCAAUGCCGCCGCUGCGUUACCCCCAGAAAUGGCCAGAUAGGCAAAAUCCGCUCCUCCCUGCAGCUCCCGGGCUGCUGCAAAGCUAAAGCGGGUGAGCUGACCGGCCCCGAUUCAAAAGAAUUUCAGAAUACUGUAAAUCAGUGCAAGCGCUUAGUACAGUGCUCUGCACACAACCUGAAAGCUUCGGCAAAUUCCUCUGGUCCUUCACUUCUGGCACAGACCCUCCCAACCCUCGUCCCGGACAAGGAAGCUCAAGCUUGCAGCAACUUCAACAAAGGUUGCACAUUGGUAGAGGCAGCGGUGGGUUCCAAGGCAACUCUUUCCUGUCGUUCCGUCCCAUUGGAGAAUCUCAUUAUGGUCUCGUGGACCAUUGUCUGCAGCAGGACUGCUAACUGGACCAUGGCUUACAGGAAUGAUACAGCCCAUAUUACCACACCUCCUGAUGUGAGAUUGGCCUGGGGACCGAGACCCGAUCUGAAUCCAGUCCUGCAGAUCGAUCCCGUGACAAUCACAGAUGACAGCUUUUAUCGUUGUGAUGUUGCAACGAGUCAGGGGAAUUUUGACUGUGGAUUUUGCCUGAGCGUGCUGGUUCCUCCUGUGGUCUCGCUAGUUGUGGCGAAGGAUAACCGGGCUGUGUGCAAGGCCUCUGCGGGGAAGCCGGCAGCCCAGAUUUCUUGGGUCCCACCGGGGGAGCACAACACUUCCAGCAGGACCCAUGGCAAUGGGACAGUGACAGUGGUCAGUACCUACUGGGGAAACAGCAGCCACCUGAAUGACCUUGUCUGCUCUGUGGGCCACAUGACCGGGAACAGGAACCUGUCCAUGCACGGGACUUCAGGUCCUGGACGUUCUCAACUGCUGUCGCUGUUCUUGACCUUCUCUGGGAUCUUGGGAAUUUUGGCUAUCGUGGGAGCUAUUCAGUUUUGGAAGCUCAAAAGCAACCCCAGAGCAUCGAAAUCCAGGAAUACAGGUGACACACUAAGAGCCGAUGAGGAUACUUUGGAGCCGUAUGCCAGCUACACAGAGAGGAACAAUCCGCUUUACAGCACCAGGACGGAGGUGGCAAUUUUACAUUCGUCACAGAGGGAUGACUUCCUCAUUGGUCUCAGAGUCCUGUAGGCCCUAGGGGAACAAACCAUGGCCAAAUUGAGUAGGAGAACUGCAUUCAGGAUCCCGCCUGGAGCACCGAAGCUCAGAACAAGUUUGGGGUAGCAGAAUUCCUCCUCACGUUCUGAGAAGAGGCUUUGUCUCCUUGGAUUUCCUCUUACAUUGUCUCCCCCAGAGU
Messenger RNA from Tachyglossus aculeatus (Australian echidna), 1354 nucleotides. RefSeq names its product CD200 receptor 1 (gene CD200R1). NCBI's taxonomy places the organism in Eukaryota, Metazoa, Chordata, Mammalia, Monotremata, Tachyglossidae. Bases 1 to 1188 code for a protein of 395 amino acids. The transcript is spliced from 9 exons. Gene Ontology annotation, molecular function: signaling receptor activity. Gene Ontology annotation, biological process: regulation of neuroinflammatory response. The record is from RefSeq and is a predicted model, not a curated record. Gene Ontology annotation, cellular component: external side of plasma membrane.